CGCUCUCACCAGCGGAAGCUGGGCUUACUACCGCUUCCGGUCUUGCAGUUAUGGCGGCGCCCGGUGGUAAGGAGAAAUCUCAGUCUAAAGCCGAAUACCUGAAGCGGUAUCUGGAAACAGGCGGCGACGAUGGGGGCCCGAAGAAAAGGAAGAAAAAGAAGAAGAUUCCAGAGGGAAAGGGGAUGCGUAUAGUUGAUGAUGAUGCUGAAGACUGGAAAACGAUACAUAGCAAACAAGAGCAAGCAGCAGAGGUGGAGGAGGAAGAGGAGCCUGUUGUGGCAGAAUUUGUAGAUGAACGGCCUGAUGAUGUGAAACAAAUGGAGAUAUUCAGGAACAGCAACAAAUGGAAACUAAUUCAAGAUACUGGAAAUGAAUCAUCUGGAAUGGAGAGUUCUUCAGCUCUUGCAUCCAAAGACAGCAGCCCCACUACUUCACAAAAAAGAAAUAUUCAGAAUGAGAAAAAAGAUGACUCUUCUGAUGCUUCCCCACCUCGAAGAAGUAGACAUGAUUCUUCAGAUACAUCGCCACCUCCAAGAAAAACACAAGAUUCAUCUGAUGGAUCACCACCUCGUAGAGGGAGGCACGACUCUCCCGACACGUCUCCGCCUCGUAGAGGGAGGCACGACUCUCCCGACACGUCUCCACCUCGUAGAGGGAGGCACGACUCUCCCGACACGUCUCCGCCUCGUAGAGGGAGGCACGAAUCUCCCGACCCGUCUCCACCUCGUAGAGGGAGGCACGACUCUCCUGCCCAGUCUCCACCUCGGAGAGGGAGGCACGACUCUCCUGCCCAGUCUCCACCUCGGAGAGGGAGGCACGACUCUCCUGCCCAGUCUCCACCUCGGAGAGGGAGGCACGACUCUCCUGCCCAGUCUCCACCUCGGAGAGGGAGGCACGACUCUCCUGCCCAGUCUCCACCUCGGAGAGGGAGGCACGACUCUCCUGCCCAGUCUCCACCUCGGAGAAGGAGGCACGACUCUCCUGCCCAGUCUCCACCUCGGAGAGGGAGGCACGACUCUCCUGCCCAGUCUCCACCUCGGAGAGAGAGGCACGACUCUCGCGACCCAUCUCCGCCUCGGAGGAGGAGGCACGUCUCUCUCGACCAGUCUCCGCCUCGUAGAGGGAGGCACGACUCUCGCAACCCAUCUCCGCCUCGGAGAAGGAGGCCUGACUCUCGCAACCCAUCUCCGCCUCUGAGAAGGAUGCCUGACUCUCCCGACCCAUCUCUGCCUCGGGGAAGGAGGACUGACCCGUCUCCACCUCGGAGAGGGAGGCAUGACUCUCCUGACCUGUCUCCGCCUCAGAGAGGGAGGCAAAAUUCCAUUGAAUCUUCUUAUUCUAGAAAUAAAAGAUGUAAAUAUCCUUCUCCUGAUCCUUCUGCAACUAGUAAAAAUAGGCAGAACUCAAGUAAAUCUUCUCGCUCUCAAAAGGAUUAUCAAAACUCUUCAAAAAGCAUCCCUCUCCACAAGGAUCCGCAUAAAUCUUCUGCACACUCAUCCUACACUCAGGAUUUCUCAUCUCAUCACAAUCAAAAAUUUAAUUCCCAGGAACUUUCCAGCACCCAAUCUGCGAAGGACCAUAAAAAACCUAAUAGUUCCAGUCACCGUUCCUCUGCUAGACACGAUUAUGACUCAGAAUCCUCUCAUUCAAAGAAAAGAGACAAGACACAGAAAAGAAGGAAAGAAGCAACACAGCAGCAGAACUCCGACUCAGAUCUAUCUCCGCCACGUCACACAAAGUCAAGAGGCUCGGACUCGGACCUGUCACCACCACGGCGUACACAAAAGGAUUCCGAUUCAGACCUUUCCCCACCACGUCAAUCCAAAAAGAAGGGAUCAGAAUCUGACCUUUCCCCACCAAGGCGCAGAACUGAUGGCGCCAGGGGCUCUGCAGUGGGUCCCAUUCACAAAGGGUCUGGAAUGCUGUCUGGCGGCAGAGCUGGCCUUGUGUCUUCUGACGUCCUUAGGCAGGAAAAGGAGGAGCUGAAAAAGGGACUAAAAGAUAACAAACAUUUGGAAGAUGAAUCCAGAAAUGCAGAAACUGUUUUCAGAGACAAAAGUGGCAAGCGCAGGGACCUGGAUAUGGAACGGCAACAACAGCAACAGAAACAGGCAGUUCAGGACAAGAAGGAUGAGAUGUAUGCACAGUGGGGAAAAGGCUUGGCCCAAAAAGCGCAACAGCAAAAAAAACUGGUGGAUGCUGUAAAAGAAAUGGAAAAGCCGCUUGCCAGAUACAUUGAUGACGAUGACCUAGACAAAAUGUUGCGAGAACAGGAGAGAGAGGGUGACCCAAUGGCCAAAUUCCUGCAAAAAAAGAAAGAUAAAAAAGAUAGUGAGAAAAAACAACGUCCGAUGUAUAAGGGUCCCAAUCCCCCGCCAAACAGGUAUAAUAUCUUGCCUGGAUAUCGCUGGGAUGGUGUGGAUAGGUCCAAUGGAUUUGAAAAGCAACACUUUGCAAGGAUGGCAGAAAAGACAGCUGUACAGCAGGAAGCAUACAAGUGGAGUGUGGAAGACAUGUGAACAAGAUGACAGACUUUAUGCAGAGCAGGGAAAAAGAAGUCCAUCUUGUGUUAUGUCUUGACAAUACAUUACCAGACUUGCAAUUAGCAUCUUGAUUCCUUCAGUUAGGUAGACCUGUCCUCUUCUCAGGGCUUUCUCAGUCAGUACUUGUUUUUUUAAAUACCCAGCAGCAACCCUUGUGUACCACUUGGUGACCAUGGACAGAAAUACCUAUAUACCCUGUGGGUAAGCAUUACUAUAUAUUGUACAUUUUCUCCAAUUCUCCUCUGUAUUCCAAGGUAUCCACCUUGAUUUCAAGAUGUUUUAUUUGUUUUCAUGAACAGUAAGAUAUAUUAAGUAUUUCCAUUUUCUAUUAAAGUGCUGUAAUUUGU
This is a messenger RNA of Xenopus laevis (African clawed frog), 2890 nucleotides long. RefSeq names its product BUD13 homolog L homeolog (gene bud13.L). Gene Ontology annotation, cellular component: U2-type spliceosomal complex; RES complex. Gene Ontology annotation, molecular function: RNA binding. Gene Ontology annotation, biological process: mRNA splicing, via spliceosome. The record is from RefSeq and is a predicted model, not a curated record. NCBI's taxonomy places the organism in Eukaryota, Metazoa, Chordata, Amphibia, Anura, Pipidae. The coding region runs from base 51 to 2519 and encodes 822 amino acids. The transcript is spliced from 11 exons.